This is a messenger RNA of Drosophila eugracilis, 1814 nucleotides long. RefSeq names its product transmembrane protein 120 homolog. The record is from RefSeq and is a predicted model, not a curated record. Bases 276 to 1439 code for a protein of 387 amino acids. Lineage: Eukaryota; Metazoa; Arthropoda; Insecta; Diptera; Drosophilidae. The transcript is spliced from 8 exons. Gene Ontology annotation, cellular component: membrane.
UUGUGUUGUAUUUUGUGAUUUUCGGCCGAAGUAUUUAAAACAAAAGUGCAGCGGAAAUAGUUAAUAACAAAAUAUUAGUCGACGGUAGCGGUGUGCUUAUUCCCGUGCUCUUCGCGACUCAACCCUUUACUCUUCCUCGCCAGCUGUUGCACAUACAGCAACAACAAAAACAACAACAGUUAGCAAAACAAAAACAAACACGAAACACACAGGAAAAAAAUCAAAGUAAAAACAAGAAAAAUCGGCGAGAAAAGCCGCAAAAUAAAGCAAUAAACAUGAGUAUCGAUUCCCUGAAAAACGAGUGGGAGGAGCUAGCUAAGGAGUACUCCGAACUUGAGCGUUGCAAUGGACGGUACAUUGAGCUGCUGGAGCAGCAGCAUAGCCACCAACAAAUCUGCUUUAAUGAGAUCAAGCAUCAGCGGUAUCGCAUGAACCAGAUAACGGCGUCUCUGCGACAGUUCAAAGGCUCAGUUUCGUCGGAGGAUAAGGAGAAGGUGGAUGAACUCCAAAAGAUGAUCUUGAAGCGCAAGGCGCAACUGCAUGAAAUCGAACAAUCCUUGCCAGCAAAAUCCGGCCGCUAUCUGCAGAUAAUCUUGGGCGAUGUGAAUGUCUCGAUUCUCAACAGAAACGACAAAGUUCGCUAUAAAGAUGACUAUGAAAAGUUUAAAUUAAUACUCAACGUAAUUGGACUGAUAAUGGCCUUCUUAAAUUUGAUAUUCAACUACAGGGCUCUGGAGCUGGCCUUCAUAUUUCUGCUGGUCUGGUAUUAUUGCACACUGACCAUCCGCGAGUCCAUUCUCAAGGUUAACGGUUCUAGAAUCAAGGGGUGGUGGCGGGCGCAUCACUUCAUCUCCACGGUAGCCGCCGGUGUUCUAUUGGUUUGGCCGCAGGGCGAGCAUUGGCAGAUUUUCCGAAUGCAGUUCAUGUACUUCAACGUCUAUAUUAGCAUCGUCCAAUAUCUGCAGUUUGGCUACCAGAAGGGUCUUCUCUAUCGGCUAAAGGCCCUGGGUGAGCGACACAACAUGGACAUCACCAUCGAGGGCUUUCACUCUUGGAUGUGGCGUGGCCUGAGCUUCUUGCUGCCAUUUCUGUUCAUUGGCUAUGGCUUUCAGGCGUACAACGCUUGGACGCUCUACAAGUUGGCCUACAGUCCAGCAGAUGCGCCAUGGCAUGUGUCCGUGAUGAGCGGACUGUUCCUGUUGCUGUUCGUGGGCAACAUGGCUACCACGCUGUGGGUGGUGCCCGAAAAGAUUCGUGAAAGGGCCAAGGAGCGUUACCGUCUCCAGAGCAUGGGCAAAUCGAUGAAACUGCGCAAGGAGAUGAAGAAUAGUGCCAGUGAUUUGGACCUAUCGAGUGGAUCGAAACUUUCUCCGACUGCGGUUACGACUACUUCCAUUGCGACUGCAACGCAAACACCCGCCGACAAGAAGGAAAUUUAAACAAAUCGAUGGUUCUGUUUAGCCUGGCAUUUCAAUGAAACAUAUAUAUAUAUAUAUAUAUAUAUAUAUAUAUAUAUAUUUAAUGUUUUUACGAUUUUUUUUUUUCCUAUUUAUUAACUUUUUUCCCUUGGUUUUGUUCCUCUCCAACCUGAACCACCCAAAACAAAAACAAAACAAAAAACGACAUUGAACUAAGCUUUUUUCCCCAUUUCAUACACAUAAUGUAAAACUGAUGUACAUUUGAAGCAGAAACAACACAGCAUAAGCAGAAAAAAAAAAAACAAACAAUAUAUAGUCAUAAUACACAUACUUUUUUUUCGCCUAAUUGUAAGUAUGAAAAGUGAGAAGAUGAAAUAUUAAAUGGAAUUGAAGUGA